AUGACAGACUCAAAACCCAACCGCCAGCUGCACCUCACAGCCUUCAUGAGACCUGUGUCGCUGCACACGGGUGCAUGGCGAUAUCCAGGCUCAUACCCUGAUGCCAACUUCAAUUUUAAACAUAUCGCUAAAUUUGCCCAGAAGCUCGAGGCCGCGAAGUUCGAUGCCUUCUUCAUGGCCGAUCAUCUGGCCGUGCUGAAUAUGCCCGUCGAGGCUCUCAAGCGCAGUCACACAGUCACUUCAUUCGAGCCUUUCACUCUGCUCUCUGCUCUCUCCGCCGUGACGGAGAAGAUUGGCCUCGCUGCAACUGCAAGUACAACAUAUGAUGCGCCGUACCAUGUGGCCCGGCGAUUUGCCAGUUUAGAUCAUCUGAGUGGCGGCCGAGCAGCGUGGAACAUCGUCACUACCGGGAACCCGGAGUCGAGUCACAAUUUCGGCUUCGAUGAGCAUUUGGCCCAUGGUGAUCGUUAUAAGCGUGCUCGUGAAUUUUAUGAAGUUGUGACGGGGCUUUGGGACAGCUUUGCCGAUGAUGCUUUUACCCGUGAGGUGGAGACAGGAGAGUAUUUUGAUCCUGCACGGUUGCAUGUGUUGAAUCAUACCGGUGAUGAGUUGAAAGUGCGCGGACCGUUGAAUAUUGCUCGGCCGCCUCAGGGAUGGCCGGUCAUUGUCCAGGCCGGACAAAGUGAGCCGGGACGACAGCUGGCGGCUGAAACUGCCGAGGUGGUCUUUUGCAGCCCGAAGGAUAUUGAUGCUGCCAAGGCACUGUAUGCGGAUAUCAAGGGACGAGUGGAGAAGGCGGGUCGGAAGCGGGAUCAGUUGAAGAUCUUGCCUGCGGCCAUGAUUAUUGUUGGGGAGAGCAAGCAAGAUGCGCAGGAGAAGAGGCUCAAAUUGGAUAGCCUGGUGCACUAUGAUAGUGCCAUUGCUUCCUUGUCGAUCUCGCUUGGAGUGGAUGUCAGUCAUCUUGAUCCGGAUAGUCUGUUGCCGGAAGAUUUGCCCGAGUCGAAUGCCAGCAAGACGGCGAGGGAGGCUGUCGAAAAGCUGGCCAAGCAAGAGGGACUAACAAUCCGCCAGCUUGCACAACGGUAUGGUGGAUAUUCGGGACUGGCGUUCCUUGGCUCGCCCAGCGACAUCGCCGACGAGAUGGAGAUUUGGUUGCGUGAAGAGGCUUCAGAUGGUUUCACGUGCACUUUCCCCUUCUUGCCUCAGGGUCUGGAGGAGGUGACAGACAAUUUGAUUCCGGAACUCCAGCGAAGGGGCCUUUUCCGCAAUGAGUAUACGGGCUCAACCCUGCGUGAACAUUUUGGCCUGGCCAGACCUGAGAACCGAUUCUUCAGCGAGACAUGA
Penicillium paradoxum is the source of this 1344-nucleotide messenger RNA. RefSeq names its product LLM class flavin-dependent oxidoreductase. Lineage: Eukaryota; Fungi; Ascomycota; Eurotiomycetes; Eurotiales; Aspergillaceae. The transcript has a single exon. The record is from RefSeq and is a predicted model, not a curated record. Bases 1 to 1344 code for a protein of 447 amino acids. Gene Ontology annotation, molecular function: oxidoreductase activity, acting on paired donors, with incorporation or reduction of molecular oxygen; monooxygenase activity.